Solanum dulcamara is the source of this 1497-nucleotide messenger RNA. RefSeq names its product pectin acetylesterase 8-like. Lineage: Eukaryota; Viridiplantae; Streptophyta; Magnoliopsida; Solanales; Solanaceae. Bases 1 to 1497 code for a protein of 498 amino acids. Gene Ontology annotation, biological process: cell wall organization. Gene Ontology annotation, molecular function: pectin acetylesterase activity. The transcript is spliced from 14 exons. The record is from RefSeq and is a predicted model, not a curated record. Gene Ontology annotation, cellular component: plant-type cell wall.
AUGACAACAUUUCUAUUGGCUUUGCUAGCAUGUCUAGCAUUAUUUUGUACAACUUAUGGUCUCGACGCCAAAGAUGAUUAUUUAUAUGUUAAUAUCACAAUACUCCAAAGCGCAACUGUUCAAGGCGCAGUAUGCCUAGAUGGAAGUCCACCAGCAUAUCAUUUGGAUAGGGGACAUGCUACCGGACUUAACAACUGGAUUAUAUACUUGGAUGGAGGUAGUUGGUGCGACAGUAUCCCAGAUUGUCUUGAUCGUUCAACUAAGUUAUUAGGUUCUUCCAACCAUAUGAAACAACGAGGUUUUUUCGCCGGUAUACUUCAUAAUACUUCUAAACAGAAUCCAGAGUUUUACAAUUGGAACAGGGUGAGGGUGAAGUAUUGUGAUGGUUCAUCUUUCACCGGUGAUGUUGAACAAGUUCACCCUGAGAACAAGUUAUAUUUUAGAGGAGCAAGAAUAUUUAAGGCUAUUAUGGAAGAUUUAUGGAGCAAAGGAAUGAAAAAUGCUGAAAAUGCAAUUCUCUCAGGAACAUCAGCAGGAGGGUUGGCAACAAUCUUGAACUGUGACAAGUUCAAAUGCCUCCUUCCAGAGAGUGCCAGAGUUAAAUGUGUCGCAGAUGCUGCCUUCUUCAUCAAUAGGAAGACAAUCUAUGGUACUUCAUAUAUUCAAGAGAUGUAUCAAAAAAUUGUUAAUCUACAUGGAUCGGCUAAGAAUUUGCCGUCAGCUUGCACUUCUGUAAUGGAACCAAGUCUUUGUUUUUUCCCUCAAAAUGUUGUUCCAUACAUUCAGACUCCACUUUUCAUAAUCAAUUCAAUUUAUGACUCUUGGCAGAUUAAUAACACUUUGGUUCCUCUAUACCUUGAUCCUCAACAUGCCUGGAAGGACUGCAUCAAUAACAUAAGUAGAUGCACAUCCAAACAACGUAUACUUAUUCAAGCUUUUGGAGUGAAGUUCUUGAAGACAUUCGACGGACUACCUCCUUGUUGUACAAGAGGUUAUUUCCUCACGUCUUGCUAUUCUCAUGGCGAUCUUCGUUUCCCGACAUACUGGUUCAGUACUAGCUCUCCAAGGCUACUUAAUAAGACAAUUGCAGAAGUUGUUGCGGAUUGGUACUUUGAAAGAGCAGGGUUUCAACAUAAAGACCCGUACCCUUGUGCUAGAGAUUGCAAUAAACCUGAUACCUUUGAAAGUUAUCAUUAUUCUGGUUUGGCGAAAUACAUAAGUAGCCCCUUUAAGUUGUCCGGUUAUUUCUUACAGGAAGAAAAGGCCAGUGGUGUUGGUGGUGGCAGUGGAAGAAGAGGUGACAGUCGUAUUGGCUAUGGUGAAGGAGGAGGAGAAGUAGAAAAAUAUGGUGAAGAGGAGGAGGUGAUAGUAAGAGUGGAGGAGGGAGAAAAUUGUGGUGGUGAUGGAGCAGGAGGUGACGAUUGUAGCGGAGGAGAUGAUGAAAACGGCGGUGACGGUAGAAGGGGUAAGAAUGACAUUAGCGAUAGAGGAGUGUAA